This is a messenger RNA of Brienomyrus brachyistius, 1721 nucleotides long. RefSeq names its product forkhead box protein Q1-like. Gene Ontology annotation, biological process: cell differentiation; regulation of transcription by RNA polymerase II; anatomical structure morphogenesis. The coding region runs from base 210 to 1193 and encodes 327 amino acids. The transcript has a single exon. NCBI's taxonomy places the organism in Eukaryota, Metazoa, Chordata, Actinopteri, Osteoglossiformes, Mormyridae. Gene Ontology annotation, molecular function: DNA-binding transcription factor activity, RNA polymerase II-specific; RNA polymerase II cis-regulatory region sequence-specific DNA binding. The record is from RefSeq and is a predicted model, not a curated record.
ACUCCCAAGGGGCAUUUUGGAUUUUGCACAACUGUAAAGAUGCCAUAAGUACCAUCGGUGUAUAUUUAGUGCAGAUGCAAACGGUCUCUAUACGUUAACUGUAGAUAUACAUUUGUGAGGCUGCUGAUGAAGAAAAGUGGUUGCGGCUUGUUUCAGGAGUACGAGACUGCAGUUGUGGUGACUGACAUCCAAAGAGCGUUUUAUACAACAUGAAGUUUGAGGUUCUGUGCGGGAGCCACUACGAGGCGAAGCGCUUGGAGGUUUGCAGCGACGCGGAAAGAAGCGCACCUUCGCCCCAGUCGGGGGAAGAGGGACUCUGCUCCGAUGGCGACUAUAUGGCAAACAGUCCCGCACCAGCCGUAUCGACGCCAAAUGGAAAAGUCAAAUCUUACACUCGGAGACCCAAACCUCCAUAUUCCUACAUCGCCUUGAUUGCCAUGGCGAUUCGUGACUCAACAACCGGACGUCUUACUUUGGCGGAGAUCAACGAUUACCUGAUGAAGAAGUUCCCCUUCUUCAGGGGCAGCUACUCCGGCUGGAGAAACUCGGUCCGCCACAACCUAUCGCUAAAUGAUUGCUUUCUUAAAGUACUUCGGGACCCCUCCAGACCUUGGGGGAAGGACAAUUACUGGAUGCUGAACCCUCACAGCGAAUACACCUUCGCGGACGGGGUAUUCCGGCGCAGGAGGAAACGCAUCAGCAAGAAGUUCACCAAACCCCAAGAGGUCCUACAGAGCUCCAGCGACGAGGGUGUGUCGACCCCAAGCCCCAACGCGCCAUUUAAGCAGGAUGGAGGUGCUGCAAAGUUUUCUAGCUCUUUUGCAAUUGACAGUAUCCUCAGCAAGCCUUUCAAGAGGAGAGACGAUGGGAUGAGCAGGUUUGGAAGCCCCCCCAUCGGCCCGAUGAAGUGGCCCAGGAGUACUGACAUGAUGCCUUACGUAGUGAACUUCCCACCUGUGGCCGUUUCCCACCAUCCGCCGAUGCUCCAAGUCCGUUCAUACGGCGCUCAUUUGCUGCAUGCGUUCAGGUGUGAGCCGGCCGCUUUGGUGGAUUGCAGAGCAGAUCGCUUAAAUGCUCUACAGAUGACCUCGGACGGCUUACCGAUCACGGAGAUGUUCCCUUGUGGUCGAGCUCCCGCUUCUUCGAGAACGGACAGCUAUCGUUCAUUCAAAAUAGACAACCUGCUUUCUUAAAAUAUUGGGGACUUCUGUAGAACUAUUUGUAAGCACUAUACAUAUCAUCGGUUAACAAAACGCAAUUGAUUGUUUUGACAAGAUAUUAGCAAACGGUUCUAGAGACAAAACAAAACACGGAGAUUGUUAUACUAACAUGUCUUUAAAUUAUGUGGUAAGCUAACAGAGUGUAAAUAUAUAAGUAACUAGUGAUCUGCCACAUUCUUAAAAAUGUUUUUUCAUGGAUAUUGCGGCAUUUGUGUACCAAAAUGCAAUUGUAGAUAUCUUUAUUCAAGAAUAAAGAAUAAGAAUAAGUAUUGUGGUUUAAAUAUGUCAUAAUAAUGACAAUUUUCAAGCCGUACUUGAAUGUACACUCGGUCUAUUUUAGAAAAAAAAACACCAUAAAUGUUUUCACAUUUGUUUUUGAAACAUGAAUCAGAUUUUAUUUUUAAUAUUAAAAGUGGAAAAACUGCGAAAGAAUUUGUAGCUGUAAGUAUUUUCACUAUCUUCAAGAAAGUUGCGAUCGGAAUAAAACCGCCUUUCAUUGGA